This is a messenger RNA of Seminavis robusta, 2319 nucleotides long. The record is from the annotation of a GenBank genome assembly. NCBI's taxonomy places the organism in Eukaryota, Bacillariophyta, Bacillariophyceae, Naviculales, Naviculaceae.
CCAAAAGGUGUCCUCCAACCAGCUGAGUCUCACCCAAUCAACAAGAGGUUUUUCUGCUCUUCAAUUGUCGCUCUGGGUGACUGCAGCCUUUCUCACUGAUUGACAUCGUCGUCAACUCCAUUUCUUGUCCCAAUCUCCGACAAGUCUCAAGUUUUAUAGCCCUUGGAAGCGGACCAGUUUGAAAGAAGACCGUCAUUUGUUUGUUCGGGUUUAGGCGUGAAGAAACAUACAUUAUAGCACUCUAGCUAGAGUAUUGGACCUUUCUGGGUAGAUUCGAUUGAAGUUGCUUUGCAAGGCACUGAAUGCCUUCCGCCAUUCGAAGAAACACAGCAGCAGGAGAUGGAUAGCUUGCAAGCAUAGCUUGUUUCUUUAAUGUUGCAGCAGCUACUUAGAAAUCAAGGGUCGUACUGGUACCUUCCUGACGACACCGGAAUCAACAAUAAUGAGUAUACCGCUCGAAUUGCGCCAAUUCGAUGGCAAUCGGACGCUCCACCACAUGUCUCAUCGUCACCUUCACCAUCAUGCCUUCCAGUUAUCGAUCGAGUGAUCAAGGCAGCCAGGGAAAAAACGUUGAAGGCGACACGAUCCAAACCCGAUGAGACACUCUCCGUGGAAGCUGCUAAACAAUUGCAGACAGAUUAUACAACCUGGCCCUCAACCAUUUGGGAUACUAACCUGAACGACUCUGACGGUGAGAUUGUCUUUGAUUUUCCCAAUGGUUCUAGUGAUUCGGACGAUGGUGAUUGCAACGAAGUACUUCUUGUCAACGGUGACUGUACCAAGUCAGUUGAUACUCUGGAGACGGACGAGGAGACCACGAGUAUUCCGUCUCCGAGUUCCCUUUUGGAAGGUCACAAUACGUGGGAACAACAAGAGUUGGAUCUGAGUGAUAUCCCCGUCGAGCAUGACUUGUCCUACUUUGACUCCCCACUGCGAGGUCCAUUGGCUCCAGACAAAUUGGGGGAACAGAGAGAAAGCCCAAUCACCGCUUUCAGCGCAAACCUCGUUGGUCACACGCUGGACCCAGAAAGACCUUGUCACGCUCAUGAUGGCAGUUUCAAUUCCUUUGAUUUCUCUUCCUUGAUUGUUGCGGAGUCAGACUCAACUGACAGUGGUGAAUUCGUUCAGCAGCAACAGCCAGCUAUACCGAUACCACCCAAGCUGAAAAAUCCAGUUAAAAGACUACGUUUCGCUGACGAGGAAGGAAAGCAAAUGGAAGUCGUACAUCUCAUCGACGCACAUGAUUACUACCAUGACCCGGCACAACGGAGGAUUCUGUUCUUGCUGCUGUUGCCAGAGGAAAGGACGUUUGAGUUUGUUCAUGCUGAGUAUUGCAUUGAAGCCCGCCUACCCAUUUCCUCCUUGCUUCGUCAACUUCCUAAAAUGGCCAAGGACUCUAAAAUCAUGAAGCAAACCUACCAUGGUCUCUGCAAGGCGACCGGUGGGGCCGAGCUCAUCAAUGCACUGGCUAUACAAGACUACCGUCUCAACACGGAUGAGAUUAUUGUUGCUGUGCCCAAAGGGUACACCGGGAAGUGUAUUUAUGACAUUGCCAAGGGACUAGUUGAAAACAAGAAGGUUUUGAGGGCUGUGAAGCGAACGCAUCGUCGCGAGCAUGUACUUCACAGGUUUAAACAAGACCAAGGUUUCGUCGAAAAGCAAAGGGACAGGUUUAACCGAUGGAAACAUGGGGACGAACCAAUCGAGACCGGCGACGACGAUGUUUCUACCAGCAAUAGAUCACGCGGGAAGAGCAAGAGCUCAAAGCACAGCUCUGACGCUGGCACAAAGGUGGAGCUUGAAGUGUCCGUCGAGUUCAGACGGAGUAUUGAACGGAGCAUGAGGCGAUUCAGUCACCCGCUAACGCUGGAAAGAUCAAUCAACAGUGAGGACGAUGGGGCCAGACGACGAAUAAAUGACAGGGUUCCCUUCCAACGAUUAUCCGACGGUGAUGAGCUGGAAGAAGACAAUAAGCAAACGCCGAAAGAGAAUUUGCCAUCAUUCCGUUCGGUGGUUGGGUCUCGCAGCCCUCCACGAACACGUUCCCCUCGUACUACUGGACCAGCUAUCGUGGUUGGUCCUCCCCAGAAAUCUCUUUUGCAGAGGAAAAAACUGUUCCAAAGAAAGGAGUCGCCGACAAAGCCAAGAAACAUCGUGGAUGAGCCUUGCCAAGAGCAAGCGGGGAAGUCCAACUGGGCCAGACGUUUCGCAAAGAAGCUGAAGAUUGGUGGAAAACGCAUGAAAAAUUUUGUUGCCAGCUAAUAGUAAUUCUGCCUGUAAGAUAGUAGUAAAACAGUACUAGUAUGUUGUAGUGUGUUU